Messenger RNA from Adineta steineri, 730 nucleotides. The record is from the annotation of a GenBank genome assembly. Lineage: Eukaryota; Metazoa; Rotifera; Eurotatoria; Adinetida; Adinetidae.
UGAAGAAUUUCUUUCAUUUAAAAUUUGUACAAAACCAAUUAUUUCCGAUUGGAAAAAUCGACCAAAAAUUCGAAUAAGACUAACACUUUUAGGAUCAUCUGCAAUAGGCAAAACAGUGUUAGCACAAUGUUUAAAAUAUGGACGUUGGCCUCAAACUAUGACAUUACCAACUUCAACAAUUGGAAGUGAUAUACUCUUUUAUUAUUUAGAUAAAUUAUUUCGAAAUGAAUAUGUUGUUGCUAUUCAAUUAAAUGAUCCACCAGGACAAGAACAAUUUGAAUCAGUAACAAAUCAUUUCUUUCGAGAAUGUCAUGGAGCUUUACUAUUAGCUGAUACGACACGUUUAGAAACUCUUGAUCGUUUAGAAAAAUUUUGGUAUCCAAAAUUAGAAAAAUUCGGUAUGGAUCAUUUCCAAAGUGUACUUGUAUGUACAAAAAUGGAUUUAUUUGAAAAAGAAGAUAUAAAAUAUCGCGAAUUAUUUCUUCAACGUUCACAACAAUUUGCUUUUGCACAUCAAAUGCCAAUUGUUAAUAUUUCUGCUUAUCGAGGUGAUAAUAUCGAAUAUCUUUUCAAACAAUUAAUUAUUCGAAUUAUGGAAAAUGAUAUACUCAUUAAUGAUUUAAUAAAUCAAGCAAUUUAUUCUCAAAAAUUAAAUAUUAUUCAACAAAAAGUAAUACCAGACAUUCAUAUAUCAGAGAAACAAAAAUCGAAAUUUACAUGUUGUAAUUAA